AUGCCACUGGCUCUUGCAUUAUGGUUGAUGAAGCUUCUAUCAGAAGUUGGGACUAGUCAGCCCAAAUCCAACCAGACUCAUCCAUUCAGAACAGCGGUGUUCAGCGAGAAGUGCAUUCGAAGGGCCAUAUCCGAAGUUUCUGCUGAGUCACAGAGGAUGACAAUCGAGGAAGGCGACACCAGAAGUGAAGCUACUCGGGUUGAACAGUCCCGGUGCGAGUGCUGUGGAUUCUUGGAGGAGUGUACUGCUAGUUACAUCCAGCAAGUCAGCGAUUCUCAUUCUGGGAAAUGGGUUUGCGGGAUCUGUUCAGAAGCAGUGAAAGAAAGGAUUAAACGAGUUCCGAGAACGGCCAUGGAAGAAGCACUGAGCUCUCACAAGGAUUUGUGUGAAAGAUUUAACACUACUACUAGGCAGAAUCCCAAGCUGUCUUUGACUAUGACAAUGAGGGAGUUGGCCAGGAGAAGUGCUCACCAAAGGAAUGACCACAGCUCCAUGAAACCCAGAAUUGGUCGAACCAGCAGCUGUGCUCCCAGGAUUGAAUAG
Molecule: messenger RNA, 543 nt
Organism: Vitis riparia (riverbank grape)
Lineage: Eukaryota; Viridiplantae; Streptophyta; Magnoliopsida; Vitales; Vitaceae
Exons: 2
Coding region: 1-543 (180 amino acids)
Source: RefSeq, a predicted model, not a curated record